Messenger RNA from Sipha flava (yellow sugarcane aphid), 4071 nucleotides. RefSeq lists its product as uncharacterized. Gene Ontology annotation, cellular component: membrane. Gene Ontology annotation, biological process: G protein-coupled receptor signaling pathway; cell surface receptor signaling pathway. Lineage: Eukaryota; Metazoa; Arthropoda; Insecta; Hemiptera; Aphididae. Gene Ontology annotation, molecular function: G protein-coupled receptor activity. Bases 257 to 3160 code for a protein of 967 amino acids. The record is from RefSeq and is a predicted model, not a curated record. The transcript is spliced from 4 exons.
CGGACGCGCUAGUCUCCCGGUGCGCGCGCCCAUUACCGGUUCUUUUUGCGUUUCAGGUCCGACCGCGCACACUUCGCGACAGUUUUUUUUUCUCGCGUCCGCCCGCGUUAUCGUGCUCGCCGUGUACGGCAUUACCCGCGUUCGUUCGCCGCGCUCGACCGACGUCGAUGCGUUACCGCGGUCGCGUGCCCGUGGUCGUGGUGCACUCCGCUGGAUCGAUCUUUGACCUGUAGAUGGGAGACGGAACGACGGAACGAUGAAACCUGACAUUGGAAUACAUUUUAUUAUCGCAAUAUUUAUUUGGCUUGUAUCGUGGACCGCUGCCAUCGACCUUGAACAUAAAGAUCUUAAUACACCAUAUAAGAUAUGCGGCGGUUUGGUGUUCAGUUGCCCGACAACGGACGACAACAAGGAUGUUGUCGGGAAGAGUUCGAGCAGGAAAUGCCAGUGCGACGAGGCGUGCGACGAGUAUGGCGAUUGUUGCACCAACUCUCCGUACUUCUACAAGAAUACGACGCACCGGAACGAGAAACGGUUCGAGUGCGUGCGCGUGGACGGCAGCCUCGAGGACGGCGUCUACGUGGUUAACAAGUGCCCGGCCGAGUGGACGGACCGACGAGUGCGGGACGCGUGCGAGGCGCCUGCUGACUACCGAGACGGCAUGCUCAACAACCCGGUGACCAGCCGGGCGACGGGACACGGUUACCGGAACCGAUUCUGCGCGCUUUGCAACGGAGACGCGGUCGACCCGGUGCUAUGGGACACGCGGCUGGUUUGCGAGAACCUAUUGAACGUGUCGGAAGGCGCCGAGCAGUCGGUGGUGGACACGUUGCGGUACGAUGGCGCUCGGUGGACGGUCACGUACCUGGGCCAGGUGUACCGCUGUGAGCAGACGGUGGUACCGCCCGCAGGUAAAUCGAAAUUAUCGAUCCAUCGGAUGUUUAUCAAUACCGGACACAGGUACGGUCUGUUCGAAAGUCUUGACUUCAAAACGAGUUGGGCACAUGACCGGGAAAAUGUGCACGUUAACCCGACGAAAGCUGUACGCCACUCAACGCGAUACGCAUCGGUGGAGAAGACUUAUUUAAAAAACUGUCUCCGUUUUUCUGUGCGCAGGAACUACUGGGAGCUGCUAUGCGAACCGACGUACGAGUACAGUGGCCAGCGGCUGUCGCACUGCUACGACGACGAGGCGUGUAAGGUGUACGGCGAUUGCUGCCGAAACAGUAAGCACUACGUCGAGACCGAACAAACGGUGACCGCAGUGACCGCGGGGGCGGUUUUCAAUAACAGCCGGUACAGGUGUUACAAGCCGGAGAGCUGGACAUCGGCGGCGCUGUUGAUCGACACGUGUCCACGGACGUCGGCGGCCGGGCUCCGGGACAGGUGUGAGCAAGCGGACGUAACGACCACGUACCCGGUGACCGGGGCCGCGGACGGUCACGUUUACGCGAACGCUUACUGCGCGUGGUGCCGUGGCGUACGGCACCGCGUCUACUACUGGAAACCGCUGUUCCGGUGCUCCAGCAAGAACGGCCAGCGGUUCAGCGGCCGGCUGGAAGAUAUGGUCAACGGGAAGCUACUGCACAGGAACGGGCGGUGGUACUACGUGAACUUCAAGGACCUGCAGUUGAUGUCGUGUGGUUUUCAGUUGGACCGGCCCGACGCGGGGCCGGCACCGCGGCCGUGCGUCCCGUCCUGGACCGGCUACGUGGACGGGUGCCCGGCGGGCACGCCCGCCGCACUAGCCAGGGCCUGCGCGUCGUACACGUACACGGUGUUCGAGAAAGCGAACGUUACCAGCGAACGUGUGGCGCGUGUGUUCCGGAACGUCGAUUGUGCGCUGUGCAACGGAGUGCCGGUGAACCAUACCCUGUGCGCACCGCCACGGCAGCGGUUACGUAAUAGCUUCAACGAACUGUUCAUGGUGAUCCCGGAACUGUGCACGCAGGACGAGAUCUACGAUCGGCUGGCGGGCAAGUGCCGGGACGUGUUCCGCGACGAGUUGAUAUUGGCCACCGGGGCCUGGUGCCGCGAGAUGGCCGCGUUCGGGCCGGACGAGUACGACGUCGGGUCGGUGGACAACGAGACCGCGUACGUGUACGCGUACAAGUCGCGCGUGAAGUACCGUGAGGAUGAGUCGCGGAACGGGUCGACGCUGUACGUGUGCACGGAGGACGCGGAGGGGUUGCGGUUGCGCGAGUACGCGCCGCCCUCGUACGCCAAGUAUCUGUCGUACGCGGGCACGGUGGGCUCGGCCGCGUCGGCCGUCGCGUUGGUGGCGCACCUAGCGCUGUUCGCCCGCGGCAGCACCGUCGGAGGCAGCAGCGGCGGCAACGGUAGGCCGGAACCGCGGAACCUGCCCGAGAAGAACCUGGCCAGCCUGUCGGGCAGCCUGCUGCUGGGCUACGCCAGCUACCUGGCCAUCUGGUCGGGUGCCGUGACUGCCGGACCCGCGUGGCCGUGCCUCGCGUCUGCGCUCGUCAUGCACUUCGGGUUCCUAGCCGCUUUCGCGUGGAUGUUCGUCAUGUCGGCCGACGUGUGGUUCGUGCUGCACGCGGCCACCAAGAAGCUGCGCGUGGCCAACGGCCGCCGGACCGCGCGGUUCGUCGCGUACUCGGCGUUCGCGUGGCUCGCGCCCGCCGCGCUCACCGCACUCACCGGCGUCUUGCAGCUGCGCCUGUCGGCCACCGCGGACGCGAUCAUGGCCGGGUACCGGCCGCGCUUGGAGCACAACUGCUGGUUCCGGAACCCGCGGUCGCUGGCCGCGCUGUUCGUGUUGCCGGCCGGCGUGACCGUGGCCGCCAACUACGUGUCGUUCGCCGGCGCCGUGUGGCUAAUAGCCACGUCCGGCGCCGGGCUCGAUCACCGUUCGUCGACCACGGCCGUCAGUCGGUCGCGCGCCAACCUGCGCGUGUACGUCCGUCUGUCGCUGAUGAUGGGCCUGGCCUGGGUGUUCGCGCUGAUCGGCGCCGUCACCGACAGCGACGUCGUGUGGACGAUCAACACGGCGCUCAACUCGCUGCAGGGCGCGUUCAUAUUCCUCACGUUCGACUGCAAUUGGAACGCCACCCGGGUGCUGGCCGCGUUCCGCCGGAACGUGUCCACGUCCGACACGGCCACCAGCACCGCCGGCGCUCCGCUCAGCGGAUCCAACUGACAGCUGUUCUAUUAGUGUUACCGUACACGUGCGCGUCCCAUUGCUGCCGUCGCCGAGCCCUUAUCGCUCCAUUGCUCUUGUUCGUUCGCAAUUCAAACCGUGUGUUCUGCAGCACUGCCUUCGCUGUUGGUAGUCAUGGACGUUUGUCUAUUUUCGAUCUAUUAAUUUUUGCGUUUGUUCACUUGAUUAGAGAUAUUCAUAUGGUAGCGUAGAGCAAAUUGGUGUUUUUCUUACUAGAAAAUAUGUUUGAUUACAUAAAAUAUGUCAAAUAUGUUUUUUUUUUUUUUUAGAUUUAAGACUUUAAGACUUGCUGGCCAUUUCGUUAUUUUUAACCAUUUGUUCUUCUCUAUACGUGCAUGGUACUUUUUAUUUUAAAAACAAUUUUAUUUAUACUUUUUUCUCAGUUUCGAAACUUGUUUGCUGUUCCAUUCAAAUUUUAAGCAAAAUAUUUUUAUUGCAAUUUUUGACCCUCCUCGCAAUAUGUAUGCCAAUUUUUUUUUUUAAAUUAGCCUAUUUAUACUUAUCUAUGUAGCUCGAAGAGUCAAAUAUAUAUUUAAUAAUGUGAAUAUCAUUCAUAUAUCAAUAUGUAAGCGUGCAAUGAAUCCUAUUUUCAAACAUUGAAAAAAGUAUAAAUAAUAAAAAGUAUGUUAGAGAUAUAAUUCACUUUUAUUAUAAAAUCUUAAAUGUAAAUAAACUUAUGAUUUUCUCCCGAUAUUAAAAUAUUGAAAUGAAUUAUUUGUUCACACUUAUACAACGUGGCCAGAUGAGUGAAGCGUUAUGUGACGGACCGUAAUCGGGUCGCCAACCUAUGGCCGAGGCGUUUGCCGAAGCAUAUAGAAUUUUUUUUUAGUUUAUUUUUGGUGAAUUAAAGGAAAUAAAAAUCGCAUACCAAACGGUGUAAAAUAAAAAAG